Messenger RNA from Rhagoletis pomonella (apple maggot), 2708 nucleotides. RefSeq names its product frizzled-4 (gene fz4). The record is from RefSeq and is a predicted model, not a curated record. Gene Ontology annotation, cellular component: plasma membrane. NCBI's taxonomy places the organism in Eukaryota, Metazoa, Arthropoda, Insecta, Diptera, Tephritidae. Gene Ontology annotation, molecular function: Wnt-protein binding; Wnt receptor activity. The coding region runs from base 219 to 2153 and encodes 644 amino acids. Gene Ontology annotation, biological process: non-canonical Wnt signaling pathway; canonical Wnt signaling pathway. The transcript has 3 exons.
UCACUAUUAGGUAUCGAGGGAUCACAGUACCACAUACUACCAUAUAUUUUUUCUAAUUUGUGGUACUACAUUUUGGCUUAUAUUAGUAGUUUGUUCUUCAUACUUAUGUUUUUGCAGUAUCUGAUGAAAAAUGGUUAUUUAAAGGAAAAAAUUAUGUGGUUUUAAUAAAUGCGAAAAUCUCUAAUAAAGAAGGGCAAUAUUUUUUAAGUUGAGAAACGAUGUCAUCAGACGCUAGUUUUUGGAAAUUAUUUAUUAUAGCGAGUUUUAUAGUUCACUCACUAAAUGGAGAUACAACUCCUUUACGACAGUGUGAAUCGAUCCGUAUUGAAAUGUGUCGCGGUAUUGGCUAUAAUGAAACGUCAAUGCCUAAUUUAGUGGGCCAUGAACUUCAAGGAGAUGUGGAAUUUACUUUGCAAACAUUUGCACCACUGAUUGAGUAUGUGUGCAGCGCUCAACUCAAGUUGUUUUUAUGCGCCGCUUAUGUCCCUUUAUGCACACCGAAAGUUCCCCUUCCAAUUGGACCAUGUAGAAAUUUGUGUGAAAGCGUAAGGAUGCGCUGCCACCCAGUGCUUCAAGGUUUUGGGUUCCCUUGGCCCCCGGCCCUGGAUUGUAAUAGAUUUCCCAAAGAGAAUAAUCAUGAAACAAUGUGUAUUGAGGGACCUGAUGAAACACACACCGACGUGGGGGAAGGGGAAAGCUUUGGAGGAGCUCCAAUAAACAAGUUGCCCUCAGCAACCCUUUCGCUGGAAUGUCCUGGAUUAUCAAAGUCGCAUAUGUAUGUAAAACUUUAUCGAUCUGGACGCUGUGCGCCAUUAUGCGAAGCUGAUAUAUUAUUUGGUCAACAUGAAAAACAUUUGGCAGAACUGUGGGUGGCUACAUGGACAUAUGCUGAAAUAUUUUUGGCGUUGUUUGCUACAUUGAGUCUUAUACUAAGUGACAAUUCAAAAAAGAAUAACAAUCAAAAAUGGACGCGGGUUUUAACUCCGUUUGUUUGGUGCCAUUUCAUGGUUUCCUUAGGAUGGACUGUACGUUUUAUAGUAGGUAGAACUGGCACAUCGUGUGGGUACGAUCCGCAGCUACCAAAUGUGCUGCUCUUACUGGUAGAUGGCCUUUCGAAUGCAGCUUGUGCGACGACAUUUUUGCUUCGUUAUUAUUUUUUUAUGGCUUCUUGCGCCUGGUGGGCCAUACUUUGUCUUACAUGGCAUAGAGAUGUGCGGCGUAUCAACCCGGAUGAGUUAGAAAAUUAUUCAAUUGACAACUCGGCUACUUGGGUAAGGAAAAGUCGUCCAGCAAAUAUCGAAAAACGAAACGAAAAUUUGGCGAUAAUGGAAAGUAACUUUGCUAGUUUUGCGGCCUGGGGUCUUCCAGCAUUUCAGACUGCUGCCGUAAUUGUGGCUCGACUUGUUGAUGCUGACGAACUACUGGGCGCCUGUUUUGUUGGAAAUCAAUCGGAUAAAGGUUUGCAAAUAUUAGUGGCAACACCGCUUUUUUGCUAUUGGAUUUUUGGCACAAUGAAUCUUGGCUCAGGAUAUCUAGUGUAUCGUCGGUAUAAAUCUAUAUUGAAAAAUAUGUCAACUCAUAUUAUCAAGCAACAAUUGGAGACUAAAUGUCCAAGCUACGACUUUGGAAAAUUUUUAUUCAUAUACUGCAUACCUUGCGCCUUGCUUUUAUUUGCGGCGAUUUAUGAAUUUGCGAACAUUGAUAUUUGGCUUAAUAUACCAGCAUACUUGGUUGCUUCAGAAGGUUUUACAACACCAAUGUGGCCAUUUUUGACAAAAGCUUUUAUGGAAAUAACAUUGGGAAUUAUUUGUUUUGCCUGGUUUCUUGGCCCACGAAUUUCUGUAAUAUAUAAACAGCAGGUAAAGAUGCGCAAUACAAAAGAAGGACCAUUACCCACAAAUACGCAAAGGUCCAGUCGCAAUGCAAACCAUAAUUAUAGUUACAGUACGGCAUCUUAUCAAACUAUGCGCCCCGCAAUAAAUGCAUAUUCACAACGACGAUCCCCAAUGAGUUUUUCUAUGUAUCAAUUAUCUAAAUAUUCCAACAAAAAAGCCCAAAGUAUCCACAAUCCAAAGAAUCUACAGAAGAGCCGUUAUUAUGUAAGACCAGCACAAAUGCAUUUUGAAUGUUGUGGAGACGAAACUAUUUUGUAACUGCAUAUUUAGUUUUCUUGCCUCAAACUGUGUAACAAUAAGACUGUGAUAAACAUAGCAGUAUAAAUUUUUUCCAAACUUCUAUUUGUAGAUUACUUAUACUAAUGUAGCUAUAAAUGUUAUGUACUGCCUAGAGGAAAACGUACUUAGUUCUUGUAUUACUUUUGAAAAGUGCCAUUAAUUCUAACUGUAAAAUAGUCUUAUAUCCUAGAAGCUAUGAAGGUGUCAAAAUACACACGUAUUUUAUGAUUAAUAUGUACAUACCUAUAUACAUAUUUAACAAUGCAGCUAUCUGUGGUGUACAACUGCAAAGCGUAUGAAUCAAACGGUUUAAUCAAGAAGCGAAGUAACAUAUGUAAAUGAAAGAUAAAACUAAAAAUUCUUUAAAUGUGCUUUAUUUGUGCCUAAUGAUUAUAAUACAUAAUUAAGAAAGUAAUUGUAAAUAUUUCGGAAUUCUAAGCAUAUUUGUAACACCUGUAUGUAUAUGCAAAUGUACGUAUGUAGUAUGUAUUUAUACACACAUACAUGACUGUAAAAUAUAAUUAUUAAAACUAG